This is a messenger RNA of Paramormyrops kingsleyae, 3022 nucleotides long. RefSeq names its product kinesin-like protein KIF3A. Gene Ontology annotation, molecular function: ATP binding; microtubule binding; microtubule motor activity. Gene Ontology annotation, biological process: microtubule-based movement. The record is from RefSeq and is a predicted model, not a curated record. NCBI's taxonomy places the organism in Eukaryota, Metazoa, Chordata, Actinopteri, Osteoglossiformes, Mormyridae.
UGGGCUGCAUCUGCGUCUGCGGACGGAAGUGGGGCGUGACCUGCGCGUCUCGUGCGGCCGAGAAGCGUCCGCGCGACUGACUCCGCUCCGGAAAGGAGAUGCGCUUCUAUUUAAAUGGCAAUAUCCUCAUUUUCCAUCCUCAUAAUCUGCUAAAAUAGUUUCUGUAAAAGCCGAGGAUUGCGUUGUUAAGCUGGCGGAUGUCUAGCUGCGCGGUUAGCACAAUCAGCUAGUUAGCCACAUUGCGUUGAAGGUUCUGACAUCGUCAAAAGCUGCUUUCAGAAAAUGCCGAGCAGUACGCUGGACAGACCCGAAAAGUCGGAGAUCAACGACAACGUCAAGGUGGUGGUAAGAUGCCGGCCCCUGAACCACAAGGAGAAGAACACGGGGUGCAAGCAGGCGGUCAUCGUGGACGAGAUGCGCGGAACUAUAACGGUCAGCAAGCUGGACGCCCCCGGCGAGCCCCCCAAGACCUUCACCUUCGACACGGUCUUCGGGCCGGACAGCAAACAGCUAGAUGUUUACAAUCUGACGGCUCGACCCAUCAUCGAAUCCGUCCUGGAAGGAUACAAUGGGACGAUAUUCGCUUAUGGUCAAACGGGAACAGGGAAGACCUUCACUAUGGAGGGGGUCAGGGCAGUUCCGGAAUUGAGGGGGAUCAUACCAAACUCGUUUGCUCAUAUCUUUGGCCACAUUGCAAAGGCAGAAGGUGACACAAGGUUCUUGGUUCGUGUCUCAUAUCUGGAGAUCUACAAUGAAGAAGUACGGGACUUGCUGGGCAAGGAUCAAAACCAGCGGCUGGAGGUAAAAGAGCGACCUGAUGUGGGGGUUUACAUUAAGGACCUCUCGGGCUAUGUGGUCAACAAUGCGGACGAUAUGGAUCGGAUAAUGACUUUGGGCCACAAAAACCGGUCGGUGGGCGCGACGAACAUGAACGAACACAGCUCCCGCUCCCACGCCAUCUUCACCAUCACCAUCGAGUGCAGUGAGAAGGGCUUGGAUGGUGACCAGCAUGUCCGCAUGGGCAAGCUGCACCUGGUGGACCUGGCUGGCUCCGAGAGGCAGGGAAAGACGGGGGCCACGGGCCAGCGACUGAAGGAGGCCACCAAGAUCAACCUGUCCCUGUCUACCCUGGGCAACGUGAUCUCGGCGCUGGUGGACGGCAAGAGCACACACGUGCCGUACAGGAACUCCAAGCUGACCCGCCUGCUUCAGGACUCGCUGGGGGGGAACUCCAAAACCAUGAUGUGCGCAAACAUUGGGCCGGCGGACUACAAUUACGACGAGACCAUCAGCACGCUGCGCUACGCCAACCGGGCCAAAAACAUCAAGAACAAGGCCAGGAUUAACGAAGACCCCAAGGACGCUCUGCUGCGAGAGUUCCAGAAGGAGAUCGAAGAGCUGAGGAAGAAACUCGAGGAAGGGGAGGAAAUUUCAGGAUCCGAGGGCAGUGGGUCUGAGGAGAUGGAUGACGAUGAUGAAGAAGAGGGAGGAGAGAAGAGCCGAAAACGGCGAGGCAGUGUCAGCAGUAACUCAGACUCCACCUGUUUUGUUCAGAGCUCUGUGGGAAGGUCCCAGACUAGCAGGAAGAAGGUCUCGCCUGACAAAAUGGUCGAGAUGCAGGCAAAAAUUGAAGAAGAGAGGAAGGCCUUGGAGGCCAAACUGGACAUGGAAGAAGAAGAGAGGAACAAAGCCCGUGCAGAGUUGGAAAAGAGAGAGAAGGACUUACUGAAGGCCCAGCAAGAGCACCAGAUGCUAUUGGAGAAGCUGUCGGGUUUGGAGAAGAAGGUGAUCGUGGGAGGCGUGGACCUGCUGGCCAAGGCCGAGGAGCAAGAGAAGCUGCUGGAGGAGUCCAACAGGGAGCUGGAGGCGCGGCGCAGGCGGGCCGAGCAGCUGCGCAAGGAGCUGGAGGAGAAGGAGCAAGAGCGCCUUGAUAUAGAGGAAAAAUACACCAGUUUGCAAGAAGAGGCUCAAGGAAAAACCAAGAAGCUGAAGAAGGUGUGGACCAUGCUGAUGGCGGCCAAAUCUGAGAUGGCGGACCUGCAGCAAGAGCACCACCGGGAGAUCGAGGGUCUUUUGGAGAACAUCCGGCAGCUGAGCCGCGAGCUGAGGCUACAGAUGCUCAUCAUCGAUAGCUUCAUCCCCCAAGAAUAUCAAGACAUGAUCGAGAACUACGUGCACUGGAAUGAAGACAUUGGAGAAUGGCAAUUGAAAUGUGUGGCGUAUACAGGAAAUAACAUGAGGAAACAGACUCCCGUUCCGGACAAGAAAGAAAAAGAUCCAUUCGAAGUGGAUCUGUCCCAUGUCUACUUGGCCUACACAGAGGAGAGCAUGAAGCAGUCCCUACUGAGGCUCGACAGGCCCAGAACCUCAAAGAGUGCAAGGUCCAAGCCCAAGUCCAGUAGGAGGAAACGGUCUUCCAGACCAGAGUCCGUGAUCGAGUCUCUCCUGCAGUGAACCCAAAACACUUGCUGACAACUCGAUUUGCUACCGAAGAUGCAAAGCUUUUUCCGGCUAAUCUUUGUACAAUAUUAACACGCAAUGCAAUAUGUCGCUGUUCCAUUUGGAAUAUCACCUGAAGUCUUCGAGCGUUAAGUUUACAGAACAUAAUCCUACAUGUAUCAGUCAUGUAUACCUGUUUCCAGCAAAGUCCUGACAAUGUUACACUUAUAUACUUCUACAAUGUGCACAAAGUAAUGGCAAUAGAUGCUAUGAUUUUACCCAGCCUCUGCAGAUAUGGCUCUUACUGUCCAAGUAUAAAGCAGCUGUACUUCGGUUAGUGUCAAAGAAGCGUUUGAUUUAAUGUUAGUGCUGCUCAAACACGACAAUAGACCGAAGCACCCGAUUAAAAAGCCAAUGGACAGAUUUACUGCUGCUGUAGAACUUACAACUGAAUGCCAACCUAGCAGCGCUAAAUCCCACCUACUGAUGGUCUGGUCUUAACGUUGCUCAUCUGUGAAUAUUGUUUCGUUUCUGUGGCUCUUGCAUGCGCCCUAAUUUAUUAAAUUGUCAUACGUUAAAAGUG